UCGAUCAGCAGAGGACGGCGCCACACCAGAGCCGAUUCACGCCAUGGAAACAAAAGUCAUUUACUUCACAGUGAACGGGACGCCAGAGCAGGCGGAGUUCCCUGUCGACUGUCCAGAUCAGGAUGUCAAAGAUCUUUUUCGAUCCGCAGCAGAGGCAGGACCCCAUGACAUCCUGAAACUCUACAGCCCCAAAGGCAGCAUCAUCAAUAUCUCCACCCGUCUGGAGCCCAACAGCCCCAGCAGCUGCUACAGGCUGGAGGUUGUGGCCACAGACUGCAGCCACCAGCCACCAGGGGCCGAGCUUGCUGGGGGGCUUGACCUUUCAUCGAUAGAAAAAAGACUGCAAUGCUUGGAGAGGAACAUUCUGAUCUAUGACGACAAAACCCCUUCAGUGGUGUUUGAAAUGAAGAAACAGGUGGACUCUUUUCGGGAGAAGCUGGAGAACGUUGAGCAUUUGAGCUGGCUGGGGCUGUUCAAAGAUCUUUCUGAGGGAACUCACAAACCCUCUCCGUUCUACCACAAGAGAACUCUCCAGAAAACUAGGGAGGAAUGUGAGCGAGUACGGGAGAAGUUUCUACAGAUGAGCUCUCUGGAAGUAUCAGAAGAAGUGCGGAACUACUUGAAGACCCCCACAUUUGAUAACUGGCAGUGGGAGGAUGCUGAGAUCAUGGUCCUGCUGCAAGUCAUGUAUACAGACUUGGAUUUUGUAGCAAGCUUUAAUAUUGAGCCUGAAACCCUGCAACAGUUCCUGUUUGAGGUCUACAGAAGAUACAACAACAUUCCUUUUCAUAACUUCAAACACUGCUUCUGUGUGACCCAGAUGAUGUAUGGUUUGAUCUGGCUGACUGACCUCAGGAGCAAAAUGGACAGCAUCAACCUUCUGAUUAUGCUGACCUCUGCAGUCUGCCAUGACCUUGACCACACAGGUUACAACAAUGCAUAUCAGAUAAAUGCACGGACCGACCUAGCGCUGCGCUAUAAUGACAUCUCUCCUCUGGAGAAUCAUCACUGUGCUGUGGCUUUUGAAAUUCUAGAAAGGAGAGAGAGCAACAUCUUUAGAAAUCUCUCCCCUGACCAGUACAAACGGAUAAGGGAGGGCAUGAUCAAAUGCAUCCUGGCGACUGACAUGACGAGACACAACGAAAUACUCAACAAGUUUAAGUCCACCCUUCCAUCUUUUGACUUUACCAACAAGGAGCACAAAGAUCUGCUCAUGAUGAUCCUGAUCAAAGUGAGCGACAUCUCCAAUGAAGCUCGACCCAUGGAGGUGGCUGAGCCAUGGUUAGACUGUCUCCUGCAGGAGUUCUUUAAUCAGAGUGAUGUGGAAAAGUUGGAGGGCCUCCCAGUGACCCCCUUCAUGGACAGAGAUAAAGUGACCAAGCCUUCAUCUCAAAUUGGCUUCAUUAGGUUUGUCCUUCUGCCCCUUCUCAUUGAGCUCACUAAACUCUUUCCCUGUCUGAAGCAUCACAUCAUUGAGCCAGUGCGGAAGGCCCUUGACUACUACACUGAGAUGGAGAAGGCUCUGGAGAAGGAACAACAGGCCUGGGCUCAAAGUGAGAAUGUAGCCAAGAGCAAUGAGGAAGAUGACGGGCAAGACAAUCCCAACUCAAAGUGAAAAAUUGGAGAUUCUGGGAUUUUUCCAUUUUUAAGAUUCAGAUAUAGGUCUAAAAAUCCUUACCAUGUCUCUUUAAACAUGCUGCUGUGCAACCCUUUUAGAAAAAGCAUAACUUAUACUCUAAUGUCCUUUUAAACUUUAGGCCAUUUUCUUUUCUUUCAAAAAUGUUAGAGAAGGUGAGUUAUCUUUAGAAAGUCAAGAUAUUUUAGAGAAGUUACCGUCUGGUUGUGCGAUGAUUCAACUGUUGAUCCACUGUUUUAAUUCAUCGCAAUCUCACUGCUGCUUUCGACACAGUGGAUCACAGUGGAUCACAGUGUUUCAUUAACCCUCGUGCUAUCCUAGGCACUUUAACUUUGGGAGGUGGGUCAUCUAGACCCACUAGACAGUGCUCUGAACCUUUUUUCUUCAAUGAUUUGUGAU
Molecule: messenger RNA, 2035 nt
Organism: Oryzias latipes (Japanese medaka)
Lineage: Eukaryota; Metazoa; Chordata; Actinopteri; Beloniformes; Adrianichthyidae
Product: high affinity cGMP-specific 3',5'-cyclic phosphodiesterase 9A
Biological process (GO): signal transduction
Molecular function (GO): 3',5'-cyclic-nucleotide phosphodiesterase activity
Source: RefSeq, a predicted model, not a curated record